Molecule: messenger RNA, 5848 nt
Organism: Anneissia japonica
Lineage: Eukaryota; Metazoa; Echinodermata; Crinoidea; Comatulida; Comatulidae
Product: DNA (cytosine-5)-methyltransferase PliMCI-like
Exons: 31
Coding region: 93-4157 (1354 amino acids)
Cellular component (GO): nucleus
Molecular function (GO): DNA (cytosine-5-)-methyltransferase activity; chromatin binding; DNA binding
Source: RefSeq, a predicted model, not a curated record
UUGGCGCGAAAGAAGUAAAUCAGUGCGAUCGUGUGUGUGUAUUCCGUGGGAACUGUUGUUAGCAUUUAAUCAGUGUUACUUCAAUAAUAACAAUGCCAACUAAAGUUGAAACUGAGUUUCAGCUAAGUAUUCAGGUUAAAGAAAGCUUACUUGAACUGGAAAAUGAUUUUCAAGAGGGCAACGUGACUGAAAAGGGGUUUGUCAAAAAAAAGAGUAAGCUUCUGUUCGAACAUCUACCUGAAGAACUCCAAAGCAGGUAUAUCAAUUUGUAUGAGAGAAGCUUAACUGAGUUCCCUGGUGGCAGUCAUGUUCUGCCACCACCUCGUUGUCGAGAAUGUCGUCAGUUGUUGGAUGAUCGCGAACUGAAGAUGUUUCCUGGUGACCAGGAAGAUGCAGUUGAAGAGUUUAUUGCCCUAACCGAUGCUCGUUUGUCACUCUUUACUGGCGAAGAAGCUGAGAUUGCCAGUGCUGAUGAGCGCCCUCAACAUAAAAUCACUAAUUUCAGUGUCUAUGACAAGAACACCCAUCUCUGUCCGUUUGAUACUGGGAUGAUUGAGAAGAACAAGGAACUGUUCUUCAGUGGACACGUUAAGCCAAUAUAUGAUGAGAACCCUGCUAUUGAAGGUGGUGUUGCCACAAGAGCUCUCGGCCCGAUUAAUGAAUGGUGGACAGCGGGUUUUGAUGGUGGUGAGAAAUGUCUGAUUGGAUUUGGUACAGCAUAUGCUGAGUACGUGCUCAUGUCUCCAAGUGAGGCCUACAAGCCUAUCUACCAAGCAAUGCAGGAGAAGAUAUUCAUGAGCAAGAUUGUGAUUGAGUUCCUGCAGAAAAAUGUGGAUACCGACACUGACUAUGAAGACCUUGUCAAUAAGAUCCAGACAACUGUACCUCCAGAUGGAUGCAGUAGCUUUACUGAAGACUCCCUCCUUCGUCAUGCUCAGUUCGUGGUUGAACAGGUUGAGAGUUUUGAUGAGGCAGCUGAUGAGGAUGAGACCCUACUGAUCACGACCCCAUGUAUGAGAGAUCUCAUUAAGUUGGCUGGCGUUACUUUAGGCAAGAGACGUGCAGCUCGAGGUGUAUCUUUAAAAAAACGAAAAGAGUUGCAGAAACAAACGAUGGCGACGGUAACUCCCCUUGUUUGCAACAUCUUUGAUAUGCUGUUUCAGGAUGAGAUGCUGAAGGAUAAGGAGACAGCGGGACCUCGACGACAAAGAUGUGGAUUGUGUGAUAAAUGCCAACUUCCAGACUGUGGGAAAUGCACAUCUUGUAGGGACAUGAUCAAGUUUGGAGGGACAGGACGGGCUAAGCAAGCAUGUAUCAACAGACGAUGUCCAAAUAUGGCAGUCCAGGAAGCAGAAGAUAAUGAUGACGUUGAGGACAUUGACAAGGAGAAUGUGGAUUUAGAAGCUCAGAAGAAAAAGAAGAGAAAGCUAGGCUCACCACUAAAGAAAAGAAAGACUAAGGUGAUGUGGAGAGGGGACCCGGUAUCAAUUGAAGGCGAUCACACAUACUAUUCGUCGGUGCUAAUAAAUGAUGAACAGGUGGACAUUGGUGACUGUGUGCGUGUGAAUCCAGAUGAUCCCAGUAAGCCGUUAUUUUUAGCGCGUGUGAUGUCCAUGUGGCAGGAAGAGGGCAAUGAUGAGCCAAUGUUCCACGCACAGUGGUUUCUGUACGGGUCGGAGACGGUGCUUGGUGAGACCUCGGACAAUUUGGAGGUGUUUGUUGUUGAUGAAUGCCAGGAUACAUAUUUAGGGUCUGUCAAUUCUAAAUGUAAGAUUAUUUUCAAGGAACCGUCACCCGAUUGGUUCAUGAUUGGCGGGAUAGAAGACUUUAAUUCUGAUCAAGUAAUUGAAAAAGACGAUGGCAAGACGUUCUUUUACCAGAAGUUUUAUGAAGCAACGACGGCACGUUUUGUUGAUGUUCCUGUAACCAAGAACACAUCUAAUGUCCCGGAAUAUAGGUUCUGCCCCUGCUGUGUUAGACUAGAGGAACAAAAUGAGAAAGACACCCCUAAAGCCUAUGAUGAAACAGAAAUAGAAGAUGGAGGAAAUAACAAAACAUAUUAUGGAUGCUGUCUAUUUGACGGAGUUGAGUACAAAGUAGGCGAUUCAGUCUACCUAAAUCCAGAUGCCUUCUCAUUUGCCAUCAAGCCAAAACCACCAACAAGAAAAUAUGUCAAAAAAGAAGUGGAUGAAGACCUGUAUCCUGAGUAUUACCGAAAAACCUCCGAUUAUGUGAAGGGGAGUAACUUGGAAUGCCCACCACCAUUCCGUAUCGGACGUAUUAAGCACAUCUACAAGAAGAAAGGCAGCGAAGUUAUCAAGUUGCUGGUUAACAAGUUCUACCGUUCUCACGAUACACAUAAAGGCGUGACCGCUGGUUACCAUGUUGAUCGCAACAUGUUGUACUGGAGUAAUGAAGAGGCGAUUGUUGAGUUGACGUGGGUGCAAGGGAAGUGUAUGGUGGUGUAUGGAGAAGACCUGGCCGAGACUGUCCAAGAGUACUCCACCGCUGGUGAAAAUAGAUUCUACUUUCUUGAGGCUUACAACAGUGAAACAAAGCAGUUUGAGGAUCCCCCAACUCAGGCCAGAGGAACCAUCAACAGGGGCAAGGGUAAAGGAAAGGGGAAGGGUAAAGGCAAAGGCAAGUCUUCAUCCGUGCCCUCUCCCAAGAAGACCGAGGCGACACAGAAGCACCACAAACUUAGGUGUUUGGAUGUGUUUGCUGGGUGUGGAGGCCUGUCUGAGGGAUUCCAUGCAGCAGGGAUUGCAGAAAGCCACUGGGCCAUAGAGAAGGAAGAGCCUGCAGCACAAGCCUUCCGGUUAAACAACCCAGGCUGCACUGUCUUUACGGAUGACUGUAAUGUUCUUCUGAAGUUAGCCAUGGAGGGUGAAAAAACUAAUUACACAGGUCAAAGGUUGCCACAGAAGGGUGAAGUAGAACUGCUUUGCGGAGGACCCCCGUGCCAGGGCUUCAGUGGUAUGAACCGAUUCAACUCUAGAGAAUAUUCUAAGUUCAAAAAUUCAUUGAUAUCAACAUACCUGAGUUACUGUGAUUACUACCGCCCUCGAUACUUCCUGUUGGAGAACGUUCGUAAUUUUGUGUCGUAUAAGCGCAGUAUGGUGCUCAAGUUAACGCUGAGAUGCCUCAUCCGUAUGGGAUAUCAGUGCACAUUUGGCGUCCUCCAGGCUGGACAGUAUGGUGUCCCACAGACCAGACGCCGAGCAAUCAUACUCGCAGCUGCUCCCGGCGAGAAACUUCCGUACUACCCAGAGCCAACUCACGUCUUUGCUCCACGUGCUUGUCAACUCUCUGUUGCAAUUGACGAGCGCAAGUAUGAAAGUACAACUAAAUGGACAUCAGCUCCAUAUCGUACAAUUACUGUUCGUGAUGCCAUGUCAGAUUUACCAGAAAUUACCAACGGACAUAACAAGCAAGAAAUGUCGUAUGGCGGAGAUCCACAAUCUGAUUUCCAAAGAAAGAUCCGUGGUAACCAAUACCAGCCAAUCCUGUGUGAUCACAUCUGUAAAGAGAUGAGCCCUCUAGUAGCCAUGAGAAUGCGACACAUUCCGCUGGCCCCAGGCUCAGAUUGGCGUGAUCUUACUAAUAUUGUCAUCACUCUCCCAGAUGGAAAUGUUUGCCAAAAACUGCGAUACACGCAUAAUGAUAAGAAGAAUGGAACAUCAUCAACAGGAUCUUUGCGUGGAGUCUGCCAGUGUAUGGAAUCGAAAACCAAAGGUUGUGAUCCGGUUUUCCGCCAAUUCAAUACACUUAUACCUUGGUGUCUACCACACACUGGUAACCGCCACAAUCAUUGGGCUGGACUCUAUGGUCGUUUGGAAUGGGACGGAUUCUUUAGCACAACCGUCACUAACCCAGAACCUAUGGGCAAACAGGGUCGUGUUUUGCAUCCUGAGCAACACCGUGUAGUCAGUGUACGAGAGUGCGCCAGAUCACAGGGAUUUCCCGACACCUACAGAUUCUAUGGCACAAUACUUGACAAACACAGACAGAUUGGAAAUGCUGUGCCUCCUCCAAUGGCCGCGGCUAUAGGCAAAGAGAUCAAGAAAUGCGUUGUUGCCGUUGAAGCGAUGCAGCGUGCUGAAGAAGCGGCUGGCAAUAAAGUAGAAAAAACUGAACAAGAUGUAAAAUUGGAAUAAUGACAAAAACUGGAAGAAGAAAAAUAUUCUUAAAGGGAUGCAGCAUGCUAUAGAGAGGACGAGAGAAAAAAACAAACAAAAUGCGUGAAAACGAAUGAUGUCUGUGGAGCUGGUGGAGCUGGUGGGGGAGCAUUGGCGUCGUCAACUUAUUCUUCUGUGUGAGAAAUCAGCCUCCUUUUUGGGGGCAUCAAACCCCCAUGUGGCCAGUUGGUGCCACCAUUGAUGAUGAAACAUAUUAUUUGUAGAUAUGAUGAUACUUAAUGUAUGUGCUUAAUAGUGUGUUAUUUUCUGAAAAAAUGAAUGUGAAUUUGAUGAAAAAAAAAUUGAAAUUUUGUAGAAUUGUAAGUGCCAUUUAAUGUGCCAAAAAACAUGUUUUGUCCACUUUGUAGCGAAUGACAACUUUUUAUUUAAAAAAAACUUAAAACAGUAUAUAUUUAAAAUUGCUGUUAAUCUCAAUAGAGAUUAUCAUUUGUUGAUUUGUAGUAUAACCUAAUAGCUAUUUCAAUGUGAUUCUAAAAUUUAAAGAAUAAAUUAUUGGUUAAUCAUUACUCAUUUGUCACUUUGUCUUUAAAUGUACGAUUAGUAAUUUGCCUGCUUUAAAUGUAGGAUAUCUAGAAUUUAUACUAUACAGUAGUAAUGUAGGUCAAACUUUAAUUAAUAGAAAAAUUGUGAAAUAAUGUGUAUACUAUUAACUCGUACUCUUUUUAAAAAAUUGGACCAAUUUUAUGCACAAAUAUAACUAGCAUUGAACCAUCUUUUUCAUGCCUAACAAAAAAUAAAAAAAACAAUAUAGACUCAUUAAAUAAAUUACAAAUUUUCAGCCUAAAUAUUACUUGUGUACCUAUCUUUCAUAAAGUGGACCCAUUUUACUUGUAAAAAAGUAAUGUAAACUAAUUUUUUAUCAAGUUAACCCACUUCAAUUGAAGUACCAAAUAUAGUAUGUAGACUCAUUUUUAUAAUCUGUACCUAUUUUAUAUGCAAGUCCGACUAUAUUGAUCCAUGUUUUAAAAUGGACCUAUUACUUGUAAAAGAAAUAGUGCAAACCCAUUUUUAAGAUUUGUAAUAUUAACAAAAAUUAGAUCCAUUUGACACCUAAAGGUGACUUGUCUAAAAAAUCCAGACCUAUUUGAUGUAGAGUAACUAUAUACAGUAAUGUGGGCCUUAAUAAUCCAGACCCAUUUAACAUGCAAAUAAAAAUAUAUGUAUUUGUGCAUAAAAACUAUAAAUAUGUGGAUGGAAUUUAUGGAAAUCUUGACCCAUUUUACAUGUAAAUAUAAUCUGGAAAAUAUAUUUAUGUGUGGGACAGUCACAACUGCCCUAGUAUGUGGUACGAAUUAUAUUCAUGUUUACUUUUUGCAGUAGUAACACUCUAAAGCUGCCUAGAUUAUCACAUUUUCUUUGACAAAAAACUGUUUUAUGACCAUAUAUAGUUAUGAUGUGCCUAUAUAUGGUCAAUGAUGUGAUGUCAUAACCAUAUUUUGGCAUGUCAUGUUACAUGUUUUUGUCAAAUAGAAUUUGAAAAUUUGGACAGGCCACUGCAUUGUAAAAAUGCUAGUCACUUCUUGGUGGUAAGUUGGUCUGGCAUGGAUUAAGUUUGUAACAGAAUAAUUUUGAUGAAAUAAUUGUAUUAGAUAGGAUUGUAUAGUGUAACUUUCGUAUUAAAAUUCGUAUUGUUGGCAAACCGUCAGAAA